CCUUUGGGUGCUUUGAGGAUUCGUUUUGCCCAGGUGCUGCGUAAUGUAUCCAAUUUGAAAUGUAGAGAAGUUCCAACAUGGCAGCUCCCAUGGAUGACCAAAAUUUUGUUGAAAAUCAGGUUAUUUUCUUCUGUAACUCUGAAUUUGGAGAAGAUGUAAAAUCCCUAGGAAAAGUUCGGAAUUUCUACACUAAAGCUCUAGCCACAAAAAAGUCAUUGGAAGAUCAGCUAUCAUUUGUGCAAACUGAAGCUCCUACGAAGCUUAACAAAGCCGUGAGAGAAGCAGAAGAAGCGACCACAAGAAUAUCUCAACUCUCGAAAGAGCAGGAUGUCAUCAGUGUUAAAGUUAAUGAAAAGGUUGAAGAAAUUGAACCUGUUGUGAAGAGGAUAACCCAUCUUACAAGUCAGAUCAAUGAACUUGAACAUUACACAAAUUAUCUGACAUGUCUUUCAAAAGUAGAAGAACUAAGUUCUGAGAUCCAGUCUGCGUUGAUCAUAAACUCAGUACAGAGGUCUGUGGAUCACUUUUCUGAAAUGGUGGAUCUGAUGACAUCACUCAAUGACUCAAAAUGUGCAAACCUGAAAUCAUUUCUUCGUGAGACAGUACUUUUCUGGUACAAGAUAUUGAGGGAUAAACUUUCAGGGGAAUUUGACGAAGUUCUGAAAGCGCUGAAUUGGCCAUUCAUUGUUACAACAGUGAAAUCUCUUCAACAGAAGGAAAGUCCAGAACAACUGAAUGUCAAGUUAGAGACUCUGCUCAUCCAGCUGCUGGAGAUUCAGCUCCCAUUUGAAGUCUGUCCCGAGCCUCGCCCUCAACAUCCGACCCUUGCGUCACUUCCUGAUUGGAGGCCCCUCCCACUUCCGAUGAGCAUCAUGGUCAAACCAAUCAAGAAAAGAUUCCGAUUCCACUUCUACGGAAAGAAACAAACAAAUAGCAUUGACAAGCCAGAGUGGUUUUUCACUCAAGUGUUGUCAUGGAUACGAGACCACACAGAUUUCCUGGUGAAGAAGAUUCAGCCAGUUCUUGACAGGUCCAAUUACACACACAUUGAUGCCAAGAGCGAAUUCUCUCGGGCCAUGGUAAUGCUAGUAAUGGAGAAACUCGUAACAGACAUUCCAGAAUUGAUGUUCGAUGAACACCAGUUUUCACAUAUGGUCGACGAGGCUUUAUUGUUUGAUCAAGAAUUACGUGGUAGCUAUGGUUACCCCUCUGCCUUCCCAGGAUGCCUUCAUGUACUCACAGAGGAGGAGCCAUUUAAGAAGUGGAUUCUUGUAGAAAGGAAGUUUGCUUUAGAGAAAGUAGAUAUGAUGUUGACAUCGAACACAGCCUGGGAAUUUCAAUACAAGGAGGUGUCCGAUGUUGAUGACAUGAAGGUGCCGGAGUGUGGUGAAAGCUUUGUUACACUUGCACAUACAAUCACAGAUCGCUACAAGCCACUACCCUACCCUCAUCAUAAGCUGCGGUUUCUUGAUGUCCAGCUGGAGCUUUUUGAUGAUUUCAGGAUAAGACUGUUGCAAGUUAUGAAAGAAGAGGCGCAUAAUCCACUAGGAGAGCGCUUUUGUGCAAUAUUGAACACAGUUCAUUACAUAGCUGAGGUGCUAACUGAGUGGAGUGAUUUACUGUUUUUCCUGCAGCUUCAAUAUCACAAGACAGAAGAGAAGAAACUGCAUAGCAAUCAUGAUGACUCCAUUGCAACGAGUACUCCAGUGCCAUCUAUAUCCAGCCCAACAAUGCCAAGAUUGAGGUCUUCAAUAAGUAUAACUGAGAGCCUUCGAUUAGACUCGCCAAACGCCAGCAUGGAGAUUGACGACCCUGAUGAUGUCAUAGGGAGCAUAGAAGAAAGCGUUUUCGAUGAUAUAUUGAAAUUAUUUCAAAGAAUGAAAGAUGAGAUGUUGGCCAACUUGAUAGAUUAUAUUUCCACAGAUGUAAAGUCUAGAUCAAAGCCCUACAGAAAGGACAGAUGGAGCGUAAUUCCCCCUUCUAAAGAAUUCAGUUCGCUCGGUCUUUCAAACUCUGCGUGUGAGAUGUUCCUCAUUCUGAAAGAGAGGCUCCAUGACGUCAAAUUAUUGCUGAGUAAGCCUGUAUUCACAACAGUCUGGCAGACGAUAGCGGAAGAUCUCAAUCAGUUCUUAUAUCAAAAGCUAAUCCUUACGAACCAGUUCAGUGAGGGAGGCGGAGACCAAUUACAUUACGAUAUGACGAGGAAUCUGUUUCCACUGUUUGGUGAAUAUACUCCUAAACCAGAAAACUAUUUUAAAGACGUGAAAGAAGCAUGCAUUGUUCUCACAAUGAAAGUAGGCUCUGCUCUACUGUUGAAGGACGUUCUCUAUAGGGCUCUACACGACCCACACGUGGACCAUAAAGCAAAGGAAAUGGACCCUAUAAAAGCAUUACAUGAACUAGCCAUAUAUAAACUAUCAUUAGAUGAUGUUGAACUUUUGUUAAGUCUCAGGAUUAACAUGACACCAACCUGAUGAUCAUUAGUGAAGAUGGACCCCUUUGAAACAUGUAGAGAAUGUGUCAUAUUGGAAGUUGAACUAAUGCCUCAGUGAAGAGACCCCUUAGAAACAUGUAGAGAAUGUGGAUUGGAAGUUGAACUCAUGCCUCAGUCACACUUGAUCUACGGCAGUUCUAUGGCAGCCAUAGCAUCUGAAAAUCAAUAGGAAGAUGCAGCAUAAAUUAUGGGGAUAAGCAGUAGGAUGUAGAUUUUUUUUAUUGAUUUAGUGAAGCUACAGUACGACCACCAUAGAGCAAAUGUAACUGAGGCUUAAAUGAAUACUGAUUGGA
This is a messenger RNA of Owenia fusiformis, 2787 nucleotides long. The record is from the annotation of a GenBank genome assembly. NCBI's taxonomy places the organism in Eukaryota, Metazoa, Annelida, Polychaeta, Sabellida, Oweniidae.